UGGAAUACAGCGGUGGGAGGCAGCCGGCUUGAUAAGGGGACGGGGAUGCUGGACAUGAGGGACCAAGGCCUGCCCUGCACUUAGGCCUCUUCCAGCCAGUGCUGAGCAGGGAUUUCUGACCUGCUGGCCAGGUGUGGGGAGGCCUCCGCCUGACUUGGGUCGCCAGUCUCAGCUCCAGGCUGCAGGGAAAUAUGGAAGAUCGCAGAGCCAGCAUGGAGCCCGGCAGUGAUCAACCCCUGAACAGCCAUGAUGCCGCCUGCCUGCGCAAACCCCGUACCCGUCUGGAGACCUUCAAGAAGGUGGGGAUCCCCAUCAUCGCGACACUGGUGGGCCUCAUGGCCAUCGUCAUUGUGGCUGUCCUCAUCAAGGAGAUUCUGGAGAAAUAUUACUUCUUCUGUGGGCAGCCCCUCCGCUUCAUCCCAAGGGUGCAGAUGUGUAACGGGGAGCCAGACUGUGCCUCGGGGGAGGACGAGAAGCUCUGUGUCAAGAACAUCCCUGAAGGGCCUAAAGUGUCUGUUCGCCUCUCCAAGGACCGAUCCACCCUGCAGGUGCUGGACCGGGCCACAGGGAACUGGUCCUCUGCUUGUUUCGACAGGUUCACAGAAGCUCUGGCCCAGACAGCCUGUAGGCAGAUGGGCUACAGCAGCAAACCUGCUUUCAAUGCUGUGGCGAUUGGCCCAGACCAGGAGCUGAAUGUUGUUGACAUCACAGAAAACAGCCAGGAGCUUCAGGUGCAGAACUCAAGUAGACCCUGUAUCUCAGGCUCCCUGGUUUCCCUGCACUGCCUGGCCUGUGGGAAGAACCUGAAGACUCCCCGGGUGGUAGGCGGGGUGGAGGCCUCUGUGGAUUCUUGGCCCUGGCAGGUCAGCAUCCAAUACAACAAACAGCACAUCUGCGGGGGGAGCAUCCUGGACGCCCACUGGGUCCUCACGGCGGCCCACUGCUUCAGGAAGUAUCUCGAUGUGCCCAACUGGAAGGUGAGGGCUGGCUCAGACAGACUGAGCAGCUCCCGCUCCCUGUCUGUGGCCAAGAUCGUCGUCAUUGAGGUCAACCCCAUGUACCCCAAAGAGAAGGACAUCGCCCUUGUAAAGCUGCAGUCCCCACUCACGUUCUCAGGCACAGUCAGGCCCAUCUGCCUGCCCUUCUUUGAUGAGGAGCUCGCUCCAGCCUCCCCACUCUGGAUCGUCGGAUGGGGCAAUACGGAAGAGUAUGGAGGGAAGAUGUCUGACGUACUGAUGCAGGCAUCAGUCCAGGUCAUUGACAGCACAACGUGCAAUGCAGAGGAUGCGUACCAGGGGGAAGUCACUGAGAAGAUGCUGUGUGCGGGCAGCCCGGAAGGGGGCGUGGACACCUGCCAGAAGGAAGAGCAUUCCAGGGUGCAGGAGCAGCAGGGAGCCCAGGAGCGCACUGGGACACAGGGUGACAGUGGAGGGCCCCUGAUGUACCAGUCUGACCAGUGGCAGGUGGUGGGCAUUGUUAGCUGGGGCUACGGCUGCGGGAGCCCAAACACCCCAGGAGUGUACACCAAGGUCACAGCCUAUCUCAACUGGAUCUACAGUGUCCGGAAGGCUGAGCUGUGAUGCUGCUGCCCCUCUGCAGUGCUGGGGGCUGUGUCCCCUGUGCCCUGCCCGCCUAGGGACCCCCUGAAGUCAGACACAGACCAACGGCCCCCUUGGGCACACGUCUCCACCCACACCUCAGAAUUUCUUGGAGCAGUAAAGGGUCUCCCUUCCUGUAAGAGAUCCCCACAGCCCAGAGGCACCCAAGGAAGUCGGCAGCCCCAGGCCAGCCACCCCCUGGUGCUCCCAGCAUUCCAGGGAGAGAGGCAGCCCACUGAAUGAGCCAGCCUGUGGGCUGAGAUCUCGGAGGCAUCGCUAAGCCAAGAAGGAACUUUCCCACUCUACUGAGUGGAAGUAGUCUCUCUCGUGAGAGCUCAGAUCACCAAGGACUGGAGUGGAGGAGGAAAGGGUCUGAGCCAGCCCUCUCCUUCUCCACCCAUCCCCAAGCCCACCAGAGCAAGAAACCAGUUGUAACGUAAAAUGCUCGGUCCCACUGUAGGCCACUACUGUUACCUCCUGUUAUUAUUAUUACCUCUUUGGCUGCUGUCAUUAAACAGGUAUGUGAAAUCUU
Lemur catta (Ring-tailed lemur) is the source of this 2130-nucleotide messenger RNA. RefSeq names its product transmembrane serine protease 4 (gene TMPRSS4). Gene Ontology annotation, cellular component: membrane. Gene Ontology annotation, biological process: proteolysis. Gene Ontology annotation, molecular function: serine-type endopeptidase activity; protein binding. The transcript has 14 exons. The coding region runs from base 192 to 1580 and encodes 462 amino acids. The record is from RefSeq and is a predicted model, not a curated record. Lineage: Eukaryota; Metazoa; Chordata; Mammalia; Primates; Lemuridae.